AUGAACAACAUGAGCUUAGACACGAUCAAGGAGCGUAUGCGUCAGCAGAAAACUCUAUCUAAGACUCUGCUUGACACUGUUAAUGAACUAAAGAAUGGAAAUGGACAACGCCACUCCAUCAUCAGCAUCGAAGAACAGAAACGAAAGCUAAAGGAAGACUGGGGAUUAUUUUCAGUUUCUCAUGAUGAGAUUGAGCAAUCCAGAGAUCGUCUGCACAGUAACGAACGAAGAGAACUCCGCCACAAUUCCUACUAUCGUCACGAUUUGUAUCAGCAAGUCCAACAGGGUUAUUUGGAAGCCUUGGAGACGAUAAUUCUGCGCCAAGAGAGUUUGCAGCGAAAAUCAUCUCUAGAACCGCCAGCGCAAACCGUAGCGAGUAAAGUGGUGGUCCCUCAAGCACAUGUCAAGCUUCCUAGGCUUCCAUUAAAAACCUUUGAUGGUUCAUUAUUAGAAUGGCUACCUUUCAAAGAUUUCUUCGUUUCGUCAAUCAUCAGCAGCCAGUCUCUCGACGACGUUGAGCGACUACAUUAUUUAAAAUCCAGCCUCACUGGAUCAGCAGCUCAAUUCUUAAAAAACACGACUCUGGUAGCCGAGAACUUCAAGAAAUCGUGGGAAGCUCUGGUGUCAUUCUACGAAAAUAAGCGUCUCUUGACCAACGCUUCCGUGAACGCUCUAUUCUCACUCAAACGCAUGUCGAAGGAAUCUGCCUCGGAAUUAGAAGCAUUGUAUUCUUCUGUCACUCAACAUUAUCGUAUGUUGGAAACUUUAGAACGUCCAGUUCAUCAUUGGGAUGACAUCUUGGUCUUCAUCACUGUCCAACGUCUCGAUUCAGAAACCGUAAAGGCCUGGGAGUAUCAUCUAGGGUCAUCAAGAGAACCUCCUACGUGGUCUCAAUUGACAGAUUUCUUGAUGACAAGAAUCUUAUCUUUACAAGCCUUUGAAAAAUCUAAUCCAACCAAAUCUGUAAACCAAGGGAAGAAGCCCGUUCACGCCCACCACGCUUCAGGUGCUGCUCAACAGCAACAGACGUGCAUUUUGUGUCCAGAGAAACACUACAUUACAAAAUGUCCCACUUAUCAACGCGCGACUGAAGCUCGACGUGUUGAGAUAAUAGCCGAGCACAAGUUAUGUUACAAUUGUCUAGGACAUCAUCGAGCAGCCUUGUGUAAAUCAACGAAAAGAUGUAUCAGAUGUGGGAGAAAACAUCAUACAACGAUUCACGAAGUUAGUUCCAUCACGAAAGAUAAGGAGAACAUUUCAAAGCAACCUCUUCAAGCCCAUUAUGCUACAUCAAGAAAAACUACACCCAACUCUAUCACUCUACUAGCCACAGCUCAGGUCAUCGUAUGUUCAGAUUCUGGAUAUAAUCUGACUGCAAGAGCUUUAGUGGAUCCUGGGUCACAAAUAUCCUUCAUCUCAGCCAGGCUGGUCCAGCAAUUACACUUACCAAAGAAAUCAUCAUAUAUUCCUUUAAUAGGAAUUGGAGCGACCAAAGUUGGAAAGACUCAAGGACUAGUUUCUUAUUAUCAGCAGUGGCCUCACUUAAAGGAGUUGACGUUAGCUGAUCCUACUCAGUCUCCAGGUCCUAUCGAUAUCAUCAUCGGAGCUGAUUAUUACGGACAAAUACUCGAAGAUGGACUCAAGCAAGGACCAGCUAAUACUCCAACUGCUCAGAACACGAUAUUUGGUUGGAUAUUGUUUGGACUAUGUGGCAACCCCAACAUAGAGCCUACAGCACAUCAGAGUUUUCAUACGACCAUCGAUCAAGAGUUGUAUGAUCUAAUUCAUCGUUUUUGGCUGCUAGAUGAAAUACCACAAGUUAAUCAACUACUGUCACCUGAUGAGCAAGCGUGUGAAGAUCAUUAUAAAUCAACUGUACAACGAGACCCCAAGGGUCGCUACAUCGUAAGACUUCCUUUUCAAAGUCCAGCCAACUCUCUUGGACGAUCCAAAGACGCUGCCAACAGGAUGCUUAAUCGAAUAACCAAGAAAAUCGAAACUGAACCCUCUUACAAGGAAGUUUAUACUAAGUUUCUCACGGAAUAUGAAUCAUUGGGACACAUGCAAGCGAUUCCUACCGCUGACCCGGAGCCAGAACCAGUGUAUUAUCUUCCUCAUCAUGGAAUAUUGAGAGGAAGCAGUCUGACUACCAAAUUUCGCGUUGUGUUUAAUGCAUCAAACAAAACUACGUCUGGAGUUUCAUUAAACGAUCUUCUGCAUACUGGUGCGAAGCUUCAAAGGGAUUUGUUUGAAGUCUUAAUCUGGUUUCGACUCUUCCAAUAUGUCUUCACUUCGGAUAUAGAGAAGAUGUAUCGACAAAUCAAGAUUCAUCCAGACGAUUGGAAUUUUCAAAGGAUUUUAUGGUUAGAUCAUCAAUACCGUAUCAUCCAAUAUCAUUUAACCACUGUAACCUACGGGAUUUCAGCCGCUCCUUUUCUUGCCUUGCGCACUAUCUUACAACUCAUCCGUGAUGAAGGAUCCAAAUACCCCAAGGCGGUUCCAGUGCUACUUUCUGGACGGUACGUUGACGAUGUUCUCGGAGGAGCAGAUACAAUUGAAGAAGCUAAAGAAACAGCGAAGCAAGUCAACGAAUUGUGCAUGGCGGGCGGCUUUCCGUUACAGAAAUGGCUCAGCAACCACAAGGAAGUCCUCCAAAGCAUUGACUCCAGUAAGCAUCUAUUUUCUACCACUGUUUCUCUGAAUCCAGAGUCUGAUAUCCACAUCCUAGGAAUGUCGUGGAAUUCAGUGACAGAUACCUUUCAUUUUCCUGUCUUCAAGCCCGCUGAAAAGGUAUUCACUAAGCGAUCUAUCCUUUCCACGAUUGCUCAUCUGUUUGAUCCAACUGGCUUACUGUCACCAAUCAUGAUCACUGCGAAACUCAUCAUGCAAAAGCUGUGGACCAUUAAGAUAGGCUGGGAUGAUCAAUUACCUUCUUCAAUCGCUAACGAGUGGUUAGUUUUCAUCAAUAGUAUGACUGAAAUUGAAAGUUUAGUCUUUCCCAGAUGGAUUGGUUACGCUAAAAAUCAAUCUAUUCAGAUACACGGAUUUAGUGAUGCUUCUCAACACGCUCUGGCAGCAGCAGUCUACAUCAAAACCACCGACUCCAACGGACAAUCUAGAACGGCUCUUUUAUCGUCUAAAACCAAAGUCGCUCCGUUAAAACGUUUAACUAUUCCACGUUUAGAACUAUCAGCAGCAGUACUUCUUGUAAAACUAAUAACUAAUCUAAUGAGAACCUUGGUUUCAUCCGACGUACAAAUUCAUCUCUGGACCGAUUCAUCAAUAGUUUAUACUUGGAUCAACGCUCAUCCUUCCAAGUGGAAGGAGUUCGUACGUAACCGAGUCUGUUUCAUCCAGGAAGCGAUUCCAGCAGCUAGAUGGCGCUUUAUAUCUGGGAAGGAAAAUCCAGCAGAUUGUGCAACGAGAGGAUUAACUCCUCAACAGUUACUCAGUCAUCCAGAAUGGUGGUACGGACCUAAAUGGUUGAUAGAACCCGAAGAUCAAUGGCCAAGCCUUAAUUUAUCUUCUGUCAAAGCUGCUGAUCAGGAGAUACGAUCAGUACAGGUAGCUACUGGAAUUAUGCAACAGCCCAACAAUUAUUUACUUACUCGUUUCUCCAGUUUCAUCAAAUUAAUCCGCAAAACAGUCAUUUGUAAACGAGUCGCCUCUUAUUGGAGACAACGGAUAAACAGGUUUACUCUAUAUUCCCCAAUUUCACCAGAGGAACUAGAAACUGAAAAAAUCUAUUGGAUAAAACUAGUACAACAAGAGUCCUUCUCCAAAGAGUAUCAACUGCUUCUGAAAAAACAAUCAUUACCAUCUUCCAAUUCCCUGGCCAAAUUAACACCAUUUAUUGACAGUAAAGGUUUAUUACGACUUGGAGGACGGUUACAGAAUUCAACGCUUCCUAUGGAUGCAAAACAUCCAUUAAUCGUCCCAAAGGACUCCCCUUUGGCUAAAAUCAUUAUUGCUGACGCUCAUCAAAAGACCCUUCAUGGAGGAGUUCAAGAUACAUUAACCUACAUAAGAAACCACUUCUGGAUACUCAGUGGGCGUUCGCUAGUUAAAUCUAUCGUACUAAAAUGCGCUCGAUGCGCUAGAUAUCGUCAGAAAAGAGCAUGUCAGCUCAUGGGAAGACUACCAAUAGAUAAAGUAACCCCAGCAAGGCCUUUCUUACAAUCAGGAGUAGAUUACGCUGGCCCCCUUAUAAUUCAGACCUGGCGGGGAAAAGGUGCUCGUAAAUAUAAGGCAUAUAUUGCAUUGUUCGUCUGUUUGUCCACUUCCGCUAUUCAUAUUGAGCUUGUUACCAACUACGCUGCUUCUGGAUUCCUCGCUGCCUAUAAGAGAUUCACAGCCAGAAGGGGCAUCUGUGCAACUCUUCGAAGUGAUUGCGGGACCAACUUCAUUGGAGCUAAUUCAGAGCUCAAAGCAAUGUUCUCCGAAUCAUCAAAAGAACUUCAGCAAAUAGCUCAUCUCAUCAGUAACGAUGGUACCAAGUGGAUUUUUAACCCACCUUCCGCUCCUCACUUUGGAGGGAACUGGGAAGCUGGCGUUAAAUCCGUUAAGAGUCAUCUGCUUCGUACGAUUGGAGAGAAUCAUCUCACUUAUGAAGAAAUGACGACUUUAUUAACACAAAUUGAAGCUGUUCUUAAUUCACGACCUAUCGGUCCCAUCUCUGAUGAUCCUGAUGAUCUCUCAGUAUUAACACCUAGUCAUUUCCUCAUUGGAGGACCAUCUACUGUAAUUCCUGAAGCUUCUCUAGAAAACAGAAAAAUCUCAAAGCUCAAUCGAUGGCACCUCAUACGGCAAAUCACAGAAAGCUUCUGGAAUAAAUGGAUGGAGCAGUGUCUUCAAAGAUAUCAAGUCAUCCACAAAUGGAAGACACCUUCAAAUGACAUUCACGAAGGAAGCAUUGUUCUCAUCGCGGACGUAAGAUAUCCUCCUGGUAAAUGGCCUCUCGGACGAGUUCUUACGACACAUCAAGGUGCAGAUAAUCUGAUUAGAGUCGCUGUCAUCAGAACUCAGACUUCUACCAUCACCAGGCCAAUCACCAAACUCUGUCCACUGCCUACAGAUCAAGACUCUCUCUGA
This is a messenger RNA of Cotesia glomerata, 5091 nucleotides long. RefSeq lists its product as uncharacterized. The transcript has 2 exons. Gene Ontology annotation, molecular function: nucleic acid binding. NCBI's taxonomy places the organism in Eukaryota, Metazoa, Arthropoda, Insecta, Hymenoptera, Braconidae. Bases 1 to 5091 code for a protein of 1696 amino acids. Gene Ontology annotation, biological process: DNA integration. The record is from RefSeq and is a predicted model, not a curated record.